Molecule: messenger RNA, 879 nt
Organism: Colletotrichum higginsianum IMI 349063
Lineage: Eukaryota; Fungi; Ascomycota; Sordariomycetes; Glomerellales; Glomerellaceae
Exons: 1
Coding region: 1-879 (292 amino acids)
Source: RefSeq, a predicted model, not a curated record
AUGGCACCCAAGGAGUAUUAUACGGCAAAGAUCCAAGAUGCACUCGAGUUGGGCAAAAAAACCUAUCGGCUUGGGUGCAUAUGCCCACUGGCGGAUAAUUUGAGCGUUGAUCUGCUUGUAGAUGCCAAGGCAGGGCUGGAGGCCCAGGAUGAAUGGGAUGCUAGACGGAGAGCCUUUCGUGUGGACAAAACCAAACGGGACCUGGAGGCGUGCUUCCGAGACGAGAUUCGAUACUUUGACCUUCUGUCAGAUCUCGAUCGGAUCUUCAGAGAACAUUACUUCUUGAGAUAUUUUGACUGCCGACCUGAAGAACUGGAAGGAACUCUCGAUCGAGCUUACGGGGGUCAACGACGCAUUUACGGAGGGAGGCAAAACCACUCCUCGGACACACUCAUUACUACGAACGCGGGAAACCCGAGCUGGCCGCAGCUUCUCAGAGACCUGGAUAAGGAAAAUUAUCGACCGGAUGAAUGGGCCAUAGCUCUGCCCGCAGAGCAUCCGAUGCCAGACACUCCGGCCAGGAACACCAUAAAAACUAUCGCGAGACUGUUCCGCAAAGACCCUAAUAUCCUCGUUAGCAUUGUGCGGGAGAUGACCGGAGAUAAGGACAUUGACCCCUACUCCAGUCUCAGAUUUCGGGGUUCAUGGGAACGGCUGGCCUACCGGAUACGUAAGGACUCUAUUCAACUUUGGGGCCGCCUGCAAAGAUUCGAAGACAGAGACCGCCUGGCGGAACUGGAGCUCUUAAUCCAUGAAAAGAUCACGAAGACCUUUGCUGUCCACAGGUUCGACGAUAUGGGGGUUUGGCGCUACAUUACACCGACGGACUGGGCGCGGAAACAGACGCUUUCCUAUUUGCGAGAGGAGGCUAGGCGUUGA